Molecule: messenger RNA, 4241 nt
Organism: Bursaphelenchus okinawaensis
Lineage: Eukaryota; Metazoa; Nematoda; Chromadorea; Rhabditida; Aphelenchoididae
Source: the annotation of a GenBank genome assembly
AUGGGUAAACGACAAUUGGCUGUGCUGGUCUUGACCUUUGCGGCAAUUACUUUGUUGUACGUGAAGCGAACACGGGAGGAGUCGGGCGAGUCUUUGUAUGAUACUUUGUUUACAGGUUGGUUUUAUUUUUUUUACAUUGGGGGGGGGGGUUGCCCUAUUGGUGAAGAACAGGGAGGGGUAAGGGAGUGAAGAAGGGAGGGGGGGGGGGGGGGGAGAGAGAAGAGGGAGAAUUGGGGUAAAGGGAGUGAAGAAGAGGGGGUAGGGAAGAGGGAGGAGGCGGCGGAUAAAAAAUUAGCCCUAACCCUAUGGAUAAAGAGGGGGGAGGGGUGCGAAGGAUACAGGGAGUGAAGAAGAGGGGGGGUGGGUUGAUGAAGAAGAAGGGAGGGAGGGGUGUGAAGAAGAUGAGGUAGGGGGGAGAGGGAGGAGUAGUAGCUAGGAAAAAGGCCAGUUACCAAAGAGGGGCGGGUUAGAUGAGAUAAAAAAAAUUUUUGGGCGUGGUAAAAAUUAAUGAAAUUUUUUUUUAAAUGGGCAUGGUAACAUUUUUUGCUAUAAAAACAUUUUUCACGUGAAACCUAACGGGCUUGGUAAUUUUUUCGUUAUAAUUGUAAAAAGACCUCUGCCUUAAAUUUAAAAAACUCAUCUUUACUUCCCCCUUCUGUCCCUUCUCCCGUCAUCUUUUUUCCUUUUUGCCUCUUCCUUACCCUACCCUCUUCCCACGUUUCCCUCUCUCCCUGCACUUAUCAAAAAACAGUAAUUUUGGGCGUGGUAAAAUUUUAAAACUUAAAAAAUCAAUUUUUUUCAAUUUAAAAAUUUUAAUUUUUUUAAAUUUAACUUUUCAGCCUCAGGAACCGGUUUUGAAAAUGACAAAAAUGCCAAAAUGAUAGUGUCUAAGCCCUAUAAAAAUGACUUUUGUCUAACACCCAACUAUUGGAAAGCUGACGCCAUUUAUGAAGACUCCAUCACUUAUGUUGUUCAUUCUACCAUGCCCUUCGUGGAUUACUUGGAAAAGCUGGUUGAGGUCUGGGAUGGACCGAUUUCAUUGGCUGUUUAUGUACCUGCCCCAGAUCUUCGUUACAGUAGUCGGCACUUUAGAAAUCGACUGUUUUUGGUAAGUUCUACCCUACCCUACCCUACUUUACCCUACCCUACUCUACCCUAUCGUACCCUACCCUACCCUACCCUGUCCUACCCUACCCCACCCUACACUACCCUACCCCAUCCUACCCUACCCCACCCUACACUACCCUACCCUACUCUACCCUACCCUACCUAAAUUUACCCUCACCUUUUUCAGGACGCCCUAUCAAAGCUAGAAACUCUAUCAGUAGCCAAGAAAUCCGGAAAGGUUAGUAUACAUCUUCUCUUCGACAAAGAUCAUCAUUGUGGUAACCUCGUCUACUCGGAAUCUCAACUAUACAAGAUAGACACGUAUCUAGAGGGGGUACAUGAAGGUGAAGCCCACAUUCCAAACUACCCAUGCCAAGUUUUGAGAAAUAUAGCUAGGUUUUACAUGAUCACUACAUUGUUUGUGGCAUCUGACAUUGAAAACAUACCAUCGCCGAGAUAUGUCCAAAGAGUGUUGCCUCUGGCCAAGAAAAUGAUUUUAGAGCAAGUUUUGAGGCUUUUAUUGAAUUUUCAAAAUAAAAAAAAAUUUUGAUUUUUGAAAAUAAUUUUUGACAUUUCAAAUUUUUUUUAAAUUCAUGGCCAUUUUUAGAAAGAAAGAACAAGUUGUUCUAGUACACAGACGAUUUGAGCUUGAUUUAUUCCAAACUGUGCCUAGAAACAAAGAAGAACUCAAAGUAAGUCAUCAACACUGAAAGGUAGAGGGUAGGGUGGAAUAGAGUAGAGCAGGGUAGGGUAGGGUGAACUAGAGGAGAGUAGGGUAAAGUCUUAGGUGCCAACAUAAAGAACCCGGGGUGAAUUAGAGUAGAGUAGGGUAAUCUAUUAGGUGCCGACAUAAAGAACCCGCCAUACUUUGCCUGUAAUUUCCUGUAAAAUAUGGCGGGUUCUUUAUGUCGGCACCCAAUAGGCUAAUAAGGGAAUGUUACAAACUACUCCACGCAAAUCAUAAUACGAGUUAUACCGUUGAAAAGAGCGUUAAAAAGUAGUCUAAAAUCGGAUUUUUUUAGCUGCCGAAACCAUGUGGCACGGCAGCAACAGCUCGUUAUAUAUCUUUAUAUGUUUAAAGAGUAUACCUUUAAAGUUCAGAAAAAGCUAUUUUUAGAUAAGUGUUUUUUUCUAAAAUGGAAGAAAAGUAAAAAAUAGGACUUUAAAAAAAUUUUUUUAAUCAAAAUAUUGUUUGGCUAGCCAAAACUUCUGGUCAUGAUGGCUGGGCGCCAAAAUGAUAUUGACGGGAUUCGAACUCCCCGCCUUCUGCACCCCAGACUAACUUGUUAACCACUCGACCACACUGGAUUAAAGGUUCAAUCCAUUCGUUUUGCUCAAGACGAAUGAGAAGUUCAAAUAGAAAACCCUAUGUAAAUCCCUUGAUCGUUAAUACAUGCCGUGCCAUAUGGUUUCGGCAGCUAAAAAAAGCUGAUUCUAGGCUACUUCUUAACGCUCUUUCUAACGGUAUAACUCGUUUUAUAAUUGGCGCGGAGUAGUUUGUAACAUUGCCUUGUAAGAUAGGGUAGAGUAGGACUUGUUAAAUUAGAAUAGGGUAGAUUAAGAUAAGGAAGAGUAAAGCAUGGUAAAUUAAAAUAGGGUAGAUUAAGAUAGGGUAGAGUCAGAUAAAGUAGAGGACAAUAAAGUAAGGUAGAGCAGAGUAGGUUAGACUAGAGAUGCCAAGGGGAAGCCAAAGGCUGGGGCUGAAAGAAAGUCAAGAACUAAAUCAAGAGCGUGGCUGAGACUGAAGUUAGGGGUACAUAGCGUAAGAGAAGGAUAGGGUGCGAUACAGUAAGAUAAGGAAGGGGUCGGUAUAGUAAGAUAAUAUAAGAUGAACGCUACCACCUAGAACACGCUAUGGGCUUCUGUACCUAAAGGGUUAUGAUAGGGUAGGGUAGGUUAGGGUAGGAUAGCUACCAAAAAGUCCUGAAAAUUCACUUUUCAGAAGUUAUACUACGAUGGAAAAGCAGUUGAAUUCCAUAAAGAGUACUAUGCCGCAGGGCAUUUCAUUCCAUAUAUAGACGAAUGGUUCAACAUUCCUGAAAAUUUCAAUAAAGCUACUAUUUUUAAAGUAAGUUCAGACUAUUUAUUACCUAAAAUCUAUUUAUUACUUAAAAAACAAGCUAAUAGGCUUCAAAAAAGACUUGCCGCUUAUCUUAAUGUAUUUGCACUAAAAAAACGACAAUACUUUUUAUAGGCUUUUUAUAAUAGUAUUAAUAGUAUCAGCAACAGCAUAGCCUAUGAACGGCAGCUUAUCGUAUUUUACACUGUAAUUUAUCAGCUACUGUCUGUUUUUACUUCGGUAAAAGUAACCAUGGUCAUUUACAGUACACCAACUACUCAAAUGGAGAAUGGGAGCCCCAAUUCAUUGGAGACAAUACUAAAGUGCCAUUUUACGAUGAAAACUUCCCAUACCCCCACCGAGGUCAAACUGAAAUGGCAUAUGAAACCUGUAGAGCUGGCUAUAAGUUUGCCGUCUUGAAUGAUGUAUAUACCUUACAUAUGGGUAUCAAAAGGGCACCUUCGAGGGCUGAAAUGUUGGCUUUUGCUAAAGUUGAUGAGUUCUAUUGGAAGGUGGGUUUUGGGGUCGUACUGUAAGAGAGAUUGCCUUUCUGUGACUCUACUCUAUCUUACCUUACCCUACCGUACCGUACCCUAACAUAUUCCACCCGACCCUACCUUACCCCUACCGUACUCUGCCCUACGCUACCCCAUUCCACCCUACCCUAGCAUACUCCACCCUACUCUACAAUAUCCUGUCCUACAUCAAUUACCCUGCACUACUACUAUGAUAUCCCUACCCAACCAUGUCCUGCCCAUCUUUGCCUUACCCUAAAUAAAAAAAAUUACCCUGCCUAAUCAAUCCAUACCCGAUCUUACCUCACUCUACCUUACCUUAUCUUACCAUACCCUAACUUACCGUACCCCUACCCUGCCCUGCUCCACCACACCCGCCCCUACCAUCACAGUAACUUAUAAAACUUUACUAUCAGUAAUAGUACCAUACUAUACAGUACUAUCGAAACAUUUUUAAAAAUAUUUUUUUUUGCCAUUUCCAGACAGCCGAAACCUUCCGAAGCGACAUGGACAAGGUCUACCCAAAAACGAAAGCAAAAUGCGGGUUCUUCAAGGAGUAA